CUGCACCAUAGCAGUGAUGGGGCCAGGGGUGGGUGUGGUAGGAGAUGCUGAGGCAAAUAGGUCUUUGUCCUAAUCUCCAACUCUGGAAAGCCAUUCUAUCCAUCCUUGUCUCCACGGAGGGCCCUGCCUUGCAGCCUCCUUCCUGUCCCCGGCGUCCGCUUCGGGCCUUUCCUUACCCCACCCCCCUGCUAAGGGAAGUCUCAGUCAACCCUAUUGCUCUGCCCAUCCCCUGCCUUUCGUUGAGUUCUUCCAGCUGUCUAAUGUGCUACAGCGUUCUGUCCCUACAAGAGGAGCAGUACCCCGCUCCCCACAGACUUAGCCUAACUGGUGUGUGUGCCUUUCCUGGGUGGAGGGGGCUUCCUGAUUCUUCUGGAAGCCAGAAGAGACUGGACUGGGGUUGGGGGCUGGGGGAUUUGGCACCAGUACCUCAGGUUCUGUGAAGCUCUCCAGAGCCUAUGUGUCCAAAGGGAGGAUACGAACUUAUCUGCCCCUUCCUCCUCUCCAUUCAAGAGGCAGGGGGCUGGACCAGAUGACUUUUGAGGGUGAAAGCCCAGGCCUUCUGCAUCUAGAGGGCUACUUAAGCACAGGCCUGCAUGUAUGUGCAUAUACAAGCCCAUGCCCAGGUCACCAGGCAGCAUGCGGGGCCCCAAGUGGGCCUCCACAUGUGGGCACAGGCUGGUGACAGAUUCCUCUCUCCCCAGGAUGCCUCCCCAGCUGCCCAGCCAGGCCCAUCAUGGGAGGGCCCCAGGCUCCCCCAACAACACGCCCGCACACACGUGCAGCAGGGCACGCACAUGCUGAUCUCAGGGUCCCCACGGUGCAAGAGGCUGGGAAUGGGGGUUUUGAGCACUGAGUCCAGGCCGCUGCCAAAAUCCAUCGGAAUCUUGUCCCCUCCAGGACCCCAUCUCCGGCUGUGGAGGUCACAACAGCAGAUGGCUGCUCCUGUCCCGUGGGCCUGCUGUGCUGUGCUUGCCGCCGCCGCCGCAGUUGUCUACGCCCAGAGACACAGUCCACAGGAGGCACCCCAUGUGCAGUACGAGCGCCUGGGCUCUGACGUGACACUGCCAUGUGGGACAGCAAACUGGGAUGCUGCGGUGACGUGGCGGGUAAAUGGGACAGACCUGGCCCCUGACCUGCUCAACGGCUCUCAGCUGGUGCUCCAUGGCCUGGAACUGGGCCACAGUGGCCUCUACGCCUGCUUCCACCGUGACUCCUGGCACCUGCGCCACCAAGUCCUGCUGCAUGUGGGCUUGCCGCCGCGGGAGCCUGUGCUCAGCUGCCGCUCCAACACUUACCCCAAGGGCUUCUACUGCAGCUGGCAUCUGCCCACCCCCACCUACAUUCCCAACACCUUCAAUGUGACUGUGCUGCAUGGCUCCAAAAUUAUGGUCUGUGAGAAGGACCCAGCCCUCAAGAACCGCUGCCACAUUCGCUACAUGCACCUGUUCUCCACCAUCAAGUACAAGGUCUCCAUAAGUGUCAGCAAUGCCCUGGGCCACAAUGCCACAGCUAUCACCUUUGACGAGUUCACCAUUGUGAAGCCUGAUCCUCCAGAAAAUGUGGUAGCCCGGCCAGUGCCCAGCAACCCUCGCCGGCUGGAGGUGACGUGGCAGACCCCCUCGACCUGGCCUGACCCUGAGUCUUUUCCUCUCAAGUUCUUUCUGCGCUACCGACCCCUCAUCCUGGACCAGUGGCAGCAUGUGGAGCUGUCCGACGGCACAGCACACACCAUCACAGAUGCCUACGCCGGGAAGGAGUACAUUAUCCAGGUGGCAGCCAAGGACAAUGAGAUUGGGACAUGGAGUGACUGGAGCGUAGCCGCCCACGCUACGCCCUGGACUGAGGAACCGCGACACCUCACCACGGAGGCCCAGGCUGCGGAGACCACGACCAGCACCACCAGCUCCCUGGCACCCCCACCUACCACGAAGAUCUGUGACCCUGGGGAGCUGGGCAGCGGCGGGGGACCCUCGGCACCCUUCUUGGUCAGCGUCCCCAUCACUCUGGCCCUGGCUGCCGCUGCCGCCACUGCCAGCAGUCUCUUGAUCUGAGCCCGGCACCCCAUGAGGACAUGCAGAGCACCUGCAGAGGAGCAGGAGGCCGGAGCUGAGCCUGCAGACCCCGGUUUCUAUUUUGCACACGGGCAGGAGGACCUUUUGCAUUCUCUUCAGACACAAUUUGUGGAGACCCCGGCGGGCCCGGGCCUGCCGCCCCCCAGCCCUGCCGCACCAAGCUGGCCCUCCUUCCUCCCUCAGGGGAGGUGGGCCAUGCAGCUAACCCACCCACCAAAGACCCCCUCACCCUGGCCCCUUGGGCUGGACCCUCCAAUGCCAGCGACUCCCAGGAGCCCUUGGGGGACGUGAGGGGAGCCUCUCACAUCCGAUUUCUCCUCCUGCCCCAGCCUCCUGUCUAUCCCAGGGUCUCUGUUGCCACCAUCAGAUUAUAAGCUCCUGAUGCUGGGGGGGCCCAGCCAUCCCCCUCCCCCCAGCACCCACAAUUUUCAGUCCCCUCCCCUCUGCCCUGUUUUGUAUACCCCUCCCCUGACCCUGCUCCUAUCCCACAGUAUUUAAUGCCCUGUCAGUCCCUUCUAGUCUGACUCAAUGGUAACUUGCUGUAUUUGAAUUUUUUAUAGAUGUAUAUACAGGGUGGGGGGAGUGGGCGGUUCUCAUUAAACGUCACCAUUUCAUGA
Molecule: messenger RNA, 2689 nt
Organism: Homo sapiens (human)
Lineage: Eukaryota; Metazoa; Chordata; Mammalia; Primates; Hominidae
Gene: CNTFR
Product: ciliary neurotrophic factor receptor
Exons: 9
Coding region: 594-2051 (485 amino acids)
Biological process (GO): interleukin-11-mediated signaling pathway
Cellular component (GO): plasma membrane; membrane; extracellular region
Molecular function (GO): cytokine receptor activity; ciliary neurotrophic factor receptor activity
Source: RefSeq, a predicted model, not a curated record